CCGUCUCUCAGGGUGAAAGCUUUGCCUUUCAGGCCCCAGAGCCUGAAAGGCCCAAUUACAAGUCUCUCCCUUUUUUGUUUAUCAUAGCAACCACCCGCCCCUCUACUCCUGUGUCAGCUGCUCCAAGCCACUGAAUCAAGACAUAAACACACUGCUUUCUGCUUCACCCAGGAGCACCAAUAAUGCACUUUUCUCUCUUUUGCACAGGAAGCAGAGGCAUUGUAUGGGCUGGGUUCCAUAUUGGAAAAUCCUUGUAAGAGUGUCUUUGAUUCCCCAGCCAACCUGAUAUGCAGUAUUGCGUGAGAGGGGGACUCUGUGGAUUUUGUACUCUGGUGUGGACUUGUUCAGCCUAUGGGUGUGCUGCCCUCUGUGACCUUAUCCUUAUCUUGGGUUUGCCCAGCUACAUCUUUAAUACACAGUUUGGUACAAAUUGGUAUGUUAUUUGUUGUAACACAAAGAAAUGAAGGUGGCUGUAUUGGAUCUGGGUACUAUUUUUGCAAAGAUUUUUAAAUCUUCAGUGUCUCCAGUUAAUCCUGGAUCUACUAGUAGUCCUUUUUCUCAGGGUUCUGCUUCAGGGAACACAAAUGGUUCUCUGGCCCAAAAAGCUUCUUUUAUAUUACUACCGGCACCACCAUCACCAACAAACAUUCUGAGCUCAUUAACAUCUUCGUCUUCAUCUUUACCUCGAGUUCCAUCUGGAAAGGUGCUGACUACUCACCUGACAGGAUAUUCUACACCCAGCAGUCCAUCCCAUUCAACUAAACCUCAUGCUGCCAACUUAGGGGUCGGUUCCUUGGGGUCAUACCCUCAGCAGAUAAAUGAAGAAUCUGGGUUAGGGCCACAAAGUACAGUUACUUCUCCAACACCACCAGUUCCCAUUCUAGUACGUCCAGCUCCCUCAAAUGCAAGUGUAGUGAUGCCUGCAAUGCAGCUCAGCCACCCCAGUCGUUCUCCCCGGCUUCAUCAGGAUAUCUCUGCUCCUGGAUGGAACACCAAGUCCAUGCUCUUCACUUUGCCGGAUAUCGGAGAGGAGACCACAGAUUAUGAAGAAAGCCACCAUAGCCAAGGGAAGGGAAUAACAAGGGGAGGUGCUGAUCAUUACCUUUCGGACAAUGUUCAAGAUUCUCUUCCAGAACAUUUUACAAAACCUGUACAGGAGGCUAUCCAUAAUUUCACAUGUGAAUCCAUAUCCUCCUUGACGUCCAGUGGGCAGACCACUCCAACUGAUCUAAAUCAUUCCUGGUCGGGGAUACAAAGCUAUACCACUGGCUUGUCCACAGAGAGAAGCUCCGUUUAUUCCUGGACAGAUGAUGAGUUUGAUAAAGCCAACACACAGCGGGUACAUCAGUUAUUCUGGGAUGUGGAUGAAAUGCUUUUUGAAGGUAACAUCACCUCACAAAACAAGACCCUGCAAGCGGAGGGGAAAGAGUGGACUAAGCGAUCCCUUCAUUUGAGAAUAUUAGGAAAACAGCUUAUUUUGCCAAAGGAUGAAGGCUUCCAGCAUUUCCAGAGCAGAUCACCCAGCAAUGCAUAUGUUCAUUCGUUAUCUGAUCUUGGGGAGAGCAGCAGUGACAUGAAAGAGCUCUGCAUCUCCGGGUCAAAGCUUGUACCCAGAGCAUCUCCACUACACAAAGUGCAAGAUUCUGCCACCAAUGGGAGCCCAGGAAUGUCUGAGCUGUCGUCCUAUUCAUUUCUCAAGGAAGAGAUUUAUGGCAUGGAUGGUACUGUUGAGGAAUAUCUCGCUUUUGACAGCAGGGAAAAUGAUGAUGAGGGUUUGGAUCAAAAGAAAGUUAAUCUUCAUCGAAAGAGGAAUAAACGUGGCAUUCCUCCUGUCUCUCCUAAUGCCUGCAUGAAAGACACUGUGGCCGCAGAAGUAUUUGAUGAUGCCUGGAGGAAAGCAGUUGAUUCCUUGCAGGAGCUCAUUGAAAGAUUCUGGGAAGAAGCAUUGGAGGAGCUAAAGCAAACGGAGAAGCGCCAGUCAAAUGACAAUAAGUAUCUUCCAAUCCCAGUCCCACGUAUUAUUUCAGAGUCAGCAAGUGUCCCUCCAUCUAGAGGUUCAGAAGCAAGAAGUUUAUCAUUCAGCUCCUACCUGUUUCCAUCUCAGGCAAAUCGCAAUUUAUACAAUGACUUGAAUGGUGUUAUGACAAUUCAGGCCAAACCCCUGCAGCACCGACAUGCUGGAUCUGCGGAGAAGAUGCAAAAUGAACAGUUAGAUAAAAGCUUUAACAUUGCACCCCGAGUCUUAAACUCAGCACGGAACAGACUGGGAAGAUUAAGUGAUAACAGUGUUCUCUCCUCAUCACGAAUAUUGCAAACACCUUCUAGGAAAACGCCAACACAGCGCCGCCUGCCUUCUAUUACUCUUGAUCCUCUGCGGUCCAAAACCCCGAAUGUCUACAGUGAUGAAGUCUUAAGAGGGACAAAACUAUACACGGGGCUUGACCGGUUACCGUCACCAUCCUUCCAAGCUAACAGAAAUAAAUUGCCACCCAUUAACGCAGAAGUGGCCGAGCAAUACCUGCCAGUCCCCGGAUCUCGGCAUUCAGCUAACAAAACCAGGCCCCCCCACAGCCGAGUAUCUAGUGCCGUACCUGAUAGUGCAGGUCGCCGACUCCCACGAGAGAGGACUGCACCUCAAGAGCAAUUUUCAAGACCAAACACUACGCAUACCUUUAGAUCAGAAUUGUCACACAGACGCUCAUUUACUCCCAUGGAUUUUACCAACCAUACAUGGACUGGGCAGGCUUUCCUAACAAGUUCACAGUAUCAGCCUAAAUCUUUCCAGAGGAAUCAACCAACUUCUAGAAGAAAGUCUCAAGUGGCCUCUUAAGACAAUGUACUGAAAUGGACAGUAAUGGGCCAAAUAGCCAAAUGCUAACUCAAGAAAUUACCAAAACAAAUUUGAACUUUGUAUACAAACAGCAUUAGAGGGGGACCUUCUCAGUAAAAUGAAAUUUGUAUAUAUAGACACCGCACAUCAGACAUGGCCACAACAUGAAAUCUCAUUGGGCAGCUUGUUGUUGUAAAUAACCCAUGAAUCCAUUUUUUUCUGGAUGGUGAGUUACUGCAUCAAAUAUUAUAUGCAACUCUCUUGAUUGCCAAACAUGUUAUUUACCAUAUUCUUUGUAACAAGGUUUAUAACUGAGCAACAGAUACUGUAUGUCAAUUAGUGGGGCAAGUUGUACAAAACAGACUCCGCAUUAUGAUCAUUGCUGUUAUAUUUCAGAUGGAGCAUAAACAAUUGUAAAACGUUAUGUUACAGGAUUAUUCUGAGUAUUCCAUAUGAAACAGCCUGUAUUGUUUCCAAAUAGAUCAGAUGCAGAUUCAUUAGUUAUACCUACAGCAACAUAGAAAAUGGCAGACUUGCAAACCUCUGGCAUGUUGCACUCCAAAAACUUCCUGCUGAAAGUGAAGUGCCACCUGAAAGCAAAUGUUUCACAGUACAAAAGGCCACAAAUAAGCAGAUACUGCUAAAGGUUUUGAAGUCAGAAAAACAAAUAUUAAUAAAUAGAUACAGUACAUAA
Messenger RNA from Xenopus tropicalis (tropical clawed frog), 3524 nucleotides. RefSeq names its product family with sequence similarity 149 member A (gene fam149a). Lineage: Eukaryota; Metazoa; Chordata; Amphibia; Anura; Pipidae. The coding region runs from base 461 to 2830 and encodes 789 amino acids. The record is from RefSeq and is a predicted model, not a curated record. The transcript is spliced from 14 exons.